AUGCCGACUCAAGUCCUUGUAUCGAUCAGCGACGAGAUUCGCUAUUUCCUCAACUCCCAACCAGCGGCUCUGCGGAAGGUGUACAGGAAUCGUGAUACUAUUGAUUUGGACGAUCUCUGCAAGAUGGUGGACGACCACAACCGCAGGGUUCAUCAUGAUAAGCGUAGCUCUUUCGUAUUGGCUGACGUCAUGAAGAACUGCAAAGUUGUCGCGCGCCUCAAUAAUGAUGAGGAGGAGUUGUCAAAGUUGUCUCCAGUCGAACGUAUGAGAGCCGAAGCAGCGGAGCGGAAGUAG
Molecule: messenger RNA, 294 nt
Organism: Perkinsus marinus ATCC 50983
Lineage: Eukaryota; Perkinsozoa; Perkinsida; Perkinsidae
Exons: 3
Coding region: 1-294 (97 amino acids)
Source: RefSeq, a predicted model, not a curated record